Messenger RNA from Erpetoichthys calabaricus (reedfish), 4702 nucleotides. It is a transcript of the gene heg1, whose product is annotated as heart development protein with EGF-like domains 1. Gene Ontology annotation, molecular function: calcium ion binding. NCBI's taxonomy places the organism in Eukaryota, Metazoa, Chordata, Cladistia, Polypteriformes, Polypteridae. The record is from RefSeq and is a predicted model, not a curated record. The transcript is spliced from 13 exons. The coding region runs from base 252 to 2993 and encodes 913 amino acids.
GGAGGAGGAGUCAGAGCGCUGGAGUGUAAUGUGCGCUUCUGAAUCGGUCACUUUUUGCACAGGCGUUUGCACACAAAUGUGGUGCCGGUGUUCGCCGCAAUCAUGGGGGCCCACAAGACUGCAACGGGGCUCUUUAAAUGAAUUACCUACGGGAUGGUGAUCUGUUUUAUUCGCUCGCCUUGAAGAAGAAAAAGAAAAAAAAAGCCGCUUAAUCUUUCUGAAUUGGGUCCCGCUGUCCUCGUCACAGCAUCAUGGCAAUGAGCGCUUUGAUCAGCCGAGUCGUCCUUUUGGCGCUGCUACUUUCGAGUGCUGCCCGAUCACAAGCAACUGAUGAUGGCUCCGAGAGUGAGGUUACCGCCUCGGCGAGUCUACAGCUCGAUUUCACCACGAUUGUGAACGGAACCAUUGACUCCUCAGCGGAGACUUCCAGCUCUUUAACAAUUUCACCGGGCAACCGCUCUCAGCCGACUUGGGCAGAUCCGACGACCACCGCGGAAGGAGAAACGCAAACCGCAGCCGACAAUGUUGCCGAACACAACGAACAGACGAGCGACUUCACGAGGGAAUCUCCCGUUCAGACGGACAGCACUUACUUAUCAACGACGUUCACGAGAGCCGGAGAAAGGACCCUGUUAUCUCUGAGCUCAGGUUCUCCACAUACGGAACACGCCAACGAGUCAAUGUCUUCUAAUUUACCCGAACAAUCCACUGACCACACUAAAAACGAUGACCCGAGCAGCCAUUCCGAGUCAACGAUCUCAUCAGCGACACAGACAGAUGCGUCCUAUUCGGUAAAGUCAAAGGAGCCAGCGCCCGAGUCUGUACCUAAUCCAAGUAGCAAUGAGAGCUCUGUGAAUGAAUGGCAACCAUCCACCGACGUGAAGCUGACCAUCGCAUCCAACUCUACUUUGCCAGUUGCAUUCGAGAACAACGCCACUACAAGUUUAGUGGAAAGCAGUUCAUUGGUCAGCUCCUUGGCCGAAGAGCUGCCUUUCUCACAGUCUCCUUCUACGUUUCCACUCCCCGUUCCUUCUCUUUCCUCAACCUCUCGGGUCAUUACUGAGAACGAGACGGAGAUAGGAAGUGACUCCAUGACAGAUGUGACAGUAAUGCCUAGACCUUCUGCUAGGCCUUCAGAGGCGGAGGUGACAGAGGCCACUGGCUUUAUGACCACUGACAAUGCCACCACUUCAUUUCUGACACUUGUCACAAGUAGGAGUGCUGUGUCAGACACAGAUGACGUCGACGAUUCGACUAUUUUGAAUUUCACCAUUCCUCCUUCUACCACUUCUACAACUCGUUCCACAGAGCAAUUCCCUGGUGGCUUUACAACAGAUAUUAGAACGAUGACCGACACUUCAGUUGCCACCAAAGGUCCACAGACUCUAAACACUCCUCUUCCAGGGAGUGGAACCCAGGAUGAAAGUUUGCCCCCAACGACACAGAUGUAUGAGCUCAGCACAGCUAAAGAACAACAAAGUGAUGAGUGGACUUCAUUUGUGACACAGAAGACAAUUGUGCCACUGAUGACCAAUGGCACUUCAACGCCCGCAAUGACUACGGAGGUCACUGAGAUGCACACUACCAGCACGUUGGGUCCAAGCACAUCAUUUACUGCUGGGCUUACACGACACCCCAAAAUUAGCACAACCACACCAGGGCAAACAAGACAAAGUACUGUGCCUACAACGGUCACCUAUAGGACCAGUGCUCCCAGCACGACGACCGAAACCACAACAACGGAAAGAGCAAGCACAACAACCAGUGCUCAGGUGACAAGUAGAAGAGUGACGGUCGCAACUACGUCUGCCCCAGCAAAUACAUGCAAGCAGAGUCCCUGCCUCAAUAAUGGAACGUGUGCUUUUGAGUAUCAAACGGGAAGACGUGUCUGCAUCUGUACAGCAGCCUGGAUGGGAGAGAACUGCGGUGACGAUGUGGAUGAAUGCUUGACGAACCCAUGCCCCCCAAAUUUCAUCUGUGUUAACACAAAUGGCUCCUUCAACUGCGAGUGCCCCUUUGUCCUGGAAGAUGGCAGAUGUAUUCCCGGGAAGACCUUCAAGGGCAUCUUUGAAAUGAAUUUUGACUUCAACAAUACCAAGACAAGAAGCUCCGAAACUCUGCAGAUGCAGCGAUUAAUUGAAAUUCUAAACGCUUCUCUAGCUUCGUACAGAGGCUAUUAUAAAUCCGGCCUUCUCUCCACUGAAACGCAUGCAGCCAAGGUCCACAUUUUUGUUGAAAGCACGUUCUCCAAAACGUCCGACGUAACAGCCAGGGAGGUUUUCUACUCGGUACAUAGGGCCCUCAGCAACUGUAGCUUCACGUCCCUCUGGUGUGAGUUUGCACGCCACUUCCAACUUUCCUACAGAGCUUUGAGCCUCUGCACCCUCAUGGGUCCCCUAUGUGACACAGAGACGUCCAUAUGCAUUGAUGAGGACGGCUUUGCAGUCUGCCAUUGCAAAGAUGGCUACUUCAAAUUUGGGGAGCAGGACCAUGCUUGCAAAGCAUGCCGAGAUGGUUACAAAUUAGUGAAUGGAACCUGUGUAAUCUGUGACUUUGGAUUUGGGGGAUUCAACUGCAAUAAUCCAUACAAGUUUAUCAUGGUGGUGGUCGCAGCUGCAGGAGGUGGUCUGCUGUUGAUAAUGGCAAUCGCGCUAAUAGUCACCUGCUGCCGAAAAGACAAAAAUGACAUCAGCAAGUUUAUCUUCAAAAGUGGUGAUUUUCAAAUGUCUCCUUAUGCCGAAUAUCCCAAAAACAACCGCAUUUCUGCAGAUUGGGGCAGAGAGACAAUAGAGAUGCAAGAGAACGGCAGCACCAAGAACCUCUUACAGAUGACAGAUAUUUAUUACUCACCCGGCCUAAGGAACCAUGAGCUGGACCAAAGCGGACUCUUCCCCUACAGCGGACUGCCGGGUUCUCGUCACUCUUGCAUUUACCCAGGACAGUAUAACCCUUCAUUCAUAUGUGAAGAUUCACGGAGAAGAGACUAUUUUUAGUGAACAUAAAGAAAGGUCAAGCUGGCUUAUUUCUCAAAAUCCGUUUCUUUUUCAUACUGACAGCAUUUGUUGGAGGAAUUAUUUAACUUUUUUUUUUUUUGGUUUUUCAUGAACUGAAUCUAGAAUUGUAUUUAUUAUCAACAAGCUGGAAGGAAGAUUUUGAGCUGCUGUUUUCAUCAAGAAUAAUAGAAAAAAGUGGAAGAAGUCUGAAAAGAAAUCUCGGAAAUUCAUCUUAAUUGUAUGCAAAUAAUGGAAGAACAGGCGUUAAGUUACUAAACGUUCAUUCUUGAUGCCCACCUCAUACUCCUGUUGGGAGUCUCUGGCUCUGCCGGUGUAACAUGAACCAGCCAAAGCGUCAUUUGUUUUAAGGAUCGCCAUGGAGUACGUUUUUGAAAAAACUGUGGAGCAGCACAAGUGUUCACAAUGAUGGGAUGGCAGUGAGCUCCACCAUCCUGUGCAAAAUGUGUUUAAAAGCCAUUACUGUAGCGAAUGAAGUCUCUCCGGGCAAAUCUCGGCCUUACUAGACGUAGAAGGCACUGCUAGUUAUACCUCUGCCAACAAAAGAUGUCAUCGAGGACGGCCUCAAUGUGGAUUUUCAUCGUUUGACCGGAAUCGUGUUGGGAACACAAGGAUGAGGUACCAUGUGCACCACGCCGGUCACAUCAGUUAGCCUUUCUAAGGGCAUUUAGCUGACAAGAUAAUAAUACAUAACGUAGCAUAAGAGUCUCAAAACUGUUUAGUCGAUUAAGGGCUUACAAAGGAGCUGGACCAUCAGAUGUAAGACAGGAACCAUCUCUGGACCUCUACAAAGUCCUCACAGGGUCAAUCUGAAACAUGACGUGUGGCUUUGGAGUCAAAGGGAACCUGCAAACUCCACACAGAAACUGAAUGGACACGUCAUUCAAGCCAGCAUGAUGGAUCUGUGAGGUAAACCCACUGUGAGAAUAGCAAUGCAGUAUCAUUUCAUAAUUCUGGGCUUAUUUAUUUCAACCUGUCCAUCUAUGCAUUUGUCUUCCAGACCUACACUGCCCCAUUACUUUGGUCAUGGAGGCCAGAGAUUAGUCACAUGAGAGCACUAGGGGCUAAUCACACAGGAAAUACAAAAUUCAUUUUAUCAACAUAAUUCAAAAGUGGUUUCCAUUCUGUUCACAAAACGAACAUCGAGGACUGGAGGUUCCUGCCUUUACACCUACUGAUCCCACUUCUGGUGUGACCGUGACUUGGGCUGAACACAGCUGAAAAUGAGCAGACUAACGGAACAGGUCAGUCUCUCACAAAACACCAUUUGGUGUGAGGAAAAAUCAUCUUGUCGAUCAAAAGAGCCAUCUUGAGGGGGGUCACACCACUCAUUUGUGAAGUGAAGUUUAGGAGUUUGUUCUGGCGGGUCACUGUGUGAGCAAGUUUAGCGAAAGACAGUCAAGUCUUAAAAGUAGCAUUUGUUAAAAUACUGAAGGACAGUGUUUGCUUACCGAGUAUAAACGCGUCUCAUUUGGCAUCCCUGUGACCUGGAUAGAUCUGUUUUAAGAUUAUGUAAAUCACAGUGUCUUCACUGAAAUUGUGCCCUCCUGGUGCAUUUGCAGUACUUCCAUUUUUAAUUUUCAAUUAAGUAUUUAAGUAUUACACUGCAUUUACCUGUAUCUGAGUGUGUGGAUAUAUUACUGAAUGUACUGAUGUUUGCUGUGCGAGAAUAUACGUGUGUGUGUGUGUGU